AAGUUAUAUGCCAAUUAAAAUAUAUGAAAUUAAUAUUUUUCAUAGGUUUUAAGAUUAUUUUAUGUGCUGAGCAUCAGAAUGUAGAACGAUUUUAUUAAUUUUCUCAAGCUUUUAUGAAAUGAAUAUUUAUACGUUGACAGUAUGAAUAUUGUUGUUGUCAUUAUGAGUCAUUGUCUUUCGUUUGACAUAUUGCGAGAUACAUUGUAUGCAUAGAUAUAGGCGGUUGGAAUUUCGUACAGGAAUGCUAACAGCUUGGGUGUUGCGCCGUAGAUGGCGAAACGGACAUUCGUGACACGUAUCCUGUUUUAUCAUAAGGCUGGGAACUUGUCUAGUGAAGAGUAAAGCGUUUAUUGUAUGGCCUGUCAAAAGUGGGUUAAUGAUAUCGGUUCGACUCGUGUAUAUCGUUUAUUCAAAAUGUCAACUGAAUUUGACGUUUUCGAUGACAACGAGACACAGUUGUGUCAAGACCUCGGGGAUGACGUCGUACAGGAGGUUUUAAAGAGUGGCACCGACCUACGCCAGUACUCCAGGCAAAUUGAGAAAGAACUAAAAGAAGUUGAAAAUAAAUCUAUUCAGGACUACAUUAAGGAAAGCGAGAAUAUUGCCAGUCUUCAUAAUCAAAUUGCUGCAUGCGAUAACAUUCUGGAGAAGAUGGAAUUGAUGCUGAUGAGUUUCCAGUUGGAUUUAGGGAGCAUAAGUUCAGAGAUACUUUAUCUUCAACGUAAAUCUGUGGCAAUGAGUCAACAGUUGUCUAACAGGCAAACGAUUAGAGCACCUCUUAGUCAAUUUAUCGAAGACAUGACAGUGUCGGAAGCUCUGAUCGCUGGAAUUAUGGAUUGUCCUGUAACAGAGAAGAAAUUCUUAACUCAAUUGGAGACUCUCAAUGACAAAAUAAAAUUCGUGAAAGAGCAGACUUUCAAGGAGGCCAAAUCUUGUUUAGACGUGAAAGAUAUUUUACAGAAGUUAAAAGUGAAAGCCAUGGCUAAGAUCAGAGCAUAUUUAUUAGAGCAAAUUUACAAGUUCAGGAAACCAAUGACUAAUUAUCAAGUGCCACAGACCAAUAUGUUGAAGUAUAAAUUUUUCUUUGAAUUUAUUUUAGCAAAUGAAAGAAAUGUAGCAGAAGAGAUAUGCGGGGAAUACAUUAGUACAAUGAGUAAAAUCUAUUUUUCAUACUUCAAAUCGUAUUCUUCGAGAUUAAUGAAAUUGCAGUUUGAGGAAGGAGCUUCCAAAGAUGAUUUAAUGGGUGUGGAAGAUACAGUAGGGAGAGGUAUUUUCCAUAAAACAACAUUAAAACACAGGGGUACAGUAUUUUCUAUAGGAAAUAGAGGAGAUGUUCUAACUUCUCUGUUGGAAGCACCAAUCAUUGUACCCCAUACUGCAACUAAAACAAGAUAUCACUACGAAGCAUUAUUCAGGAGCGAACAGUAUGCCCUGUUGGAUAAUGCUUGCAGAGAAUACCUGUUCUUAACCGAAUUCUUCAAAGUCAGUGGUGUGCCAGCAAUGGAUAUAUUUAACCAGGUAAUGGGGAAAACGCUGAAUUUAAUGGUGAAGAACCUGCAGUCUUUUGUGGACGACUGUUAUGACACCAUAGCCUUGUUCCUCUGCUUGCAUUUGGUGAUGCGAUACCGGAUAAUUUGCCACAAAAGAGUUGUGCCAGCUCUAGACAAGUACUGGGACAAUAUGACUGCAGUGAUUUCACCUAGGUUCGAAUACGUUUUCCAAAUGAACAUUCAAAGUAUAAAAGACUGCGACCCACUGAAACUUCAAAGUGUAAAGGACAGCGAAUACGACCCGUUCAAACACAAAGAAACCGGUCCUCAUUACAUUACACGGAGGUACGCAGAGUUCAGUGCUGCGAUGAUCUGCGUAAGCGAGGGAUUCCCCUGUGAAAGUGCAAUACAGCUGCUGGCGGAAUUAAGGGAAGCUGUCCAGUUCUUUUUACUGAGAAUGGCGACCAUUUUCCCUAACAGAAUCGAGCAACUAGUAUUUCUAAUUAACAAUUACGACCUAGUUCUUAGCGUGUUACUGGGGCGAACACGCAACAAUUCCACGAAGGAAGAAGAGAGCUUUCGCGAGCAGCUAAACGCACGUUCCGCGGAGUACGUUGAAGAGGUUCUAACGCCGUAUUUCGGUGGAAUAAUACAAUUAGUCAAGGAGUGGGAGGUGCUGAUAAAUAAGGGCCAGGCGGACGAUCUGAAGAGGCAAGAAGGGAAAGCGUUGGCCCUCGUACAAUCGUUUACGAACAAUUGGAAACGGGCGUUAGAAGAGAUUAAUCGUGAAGUAAUUACGUCCUUCCACAGCCUGGUGCUUGGAACGACGCUAGUGCAAAGUGCAAUGACCCAGCUGGUUAAAUAUUACAAUAGGCUUCACAAAAUCCUCCCGCCAAACGCGCGGACACAGUUGACUAACAUUCAUCACAUAAUGAUAGAGAUUAAGAAGUACAAGGCGAUCUACUAGACCUACAACCGCGAUCACUCGAAACUUAGGUAGUGUGAGUUCAACGAUUCGAUCAAAUCAGUUUACACGUUGGUUUUAAAUAGUUCGAUUAUUACACAUUUACAUUGAAUGAUUUCUCUGAGACUAUAACAUGUACUUAUAAAUUUAAACAAACAUUUGCAGCUCGAUGUACUCGAUGAUGAUUAAACUUAGUACAUAAUGUGCUUGUCACGGUGUACCAGAUAUCUUUCACAUUUCGUUGUCUGUUAUGUACAUAAUUAAUGCUUUAUAUAUAUAUAUAUAUAUAUGUAUAAAAAUAUAUUUUUUUCAAAGUUC
Nomia melanderi (Alkali bee) is the source of this 2772-nucleotide messenger RNA. It is a transcript of the gene Vps52, whose product is annotated as vacuolar protein sorting 52. The record is from RefSeq and is a predicted model, not a curated record. Gene Ontology annotation, cellular component: GARP complex. Gene Ontology annotation, molecular function: syntaxin binding. Lineage: Eukaryota; Metazoa; Arthropoda; Insecta; Hymenoptera; Halictidae. Gene Ontology annotation, biological process: retrograde transport, endosome to Golgi; endocytic recycling; Golgi to vacuole transport.